AUGAGCCUCGGACCCAGCCUCAAGAUCCCCACGGAGGUCAAGACCUUUGAGACCAAGUACGGCAAGAACAACCUGCCCAAGAAGCUGUUCAUCAACAACGAGUACGUCGAGUCCAAAAACGCCAAGAAGCUCGAGCUCUACAACCCCAAGAACGGCGAGCUUGUGGCCAACGAUGUCUCUCUGGCCGGCGAGGAGGACGUCGAGGCGGCCGUGGCCGCUGCCGAGGCUGCGUUCCCGGCCUGGCGCAAGGUGGCGCCCCGCGAGCGCCGCGACAUGAUGCUCAAGCUCGCGGACCUGCUCGAGGCCAACGGGCUGGCGCUGGCGGAGCUGACGCGGCUGACGCUGGGCGCGCCGUUUGGCGCGUUCGGGUCGUUUGAGAUCAACCUGUGCGCCGAGGCGCUGCGCUACUUUGCGGGCUGGAUCGACAAGUUUGCCGGCGAGACGUACCCGCAGGACGACGGGUUCCUCAAGAUUGUGCGCAACGAGCCGCUGGGCGUGACGGCCGGCAUCAUCCCCUGGAACGGCCCCAUUGGCAACGUCGGCAUGAAGGCCGGCCCCGCCCUGGCCACGGGCAACUGCUUCAUCCUCAAGCCCUCGGAGAAGACGCCGUUUGCGGCGCUCGCCCUCGGCGACAUGAUCCGCGCCGCCGGCUUCCCGCCCGGCGUCUUCCAGAUCCUCACCGGCGACGGCGCGACGGGCGCGCUGCUGGCGUCGCACAUGAAGGUGCGCAAGAUUAGCUUCACGGGCUCGACCGCCACGGGCCGCAAGAUCCAAGAGAUGGCGGCCCGGUCGAACCUCAAGCGCGUGACCCUCGAGCUCGGCGGCAAGAGCCCGGCCGUCGUCUUUGACGACGCCAACCUCGACAACGCCAUCACCUGGUGCGCCAACGGCAUCACCGCCAACACGGGCCAGGUCUGCUUCGCGGCGUCGCGCGUCUACGUCCAGGCGGGCAUCUACGACCAGUUUGUCGCCGGCUACAAGAAGGCCAUGGAGGACAAGAUGCGCGGCGUCGGCGACCCGGACGCCGAGCAGACCAUCAUCGGCCCCCUCGUCGACAAGCUCCAGUUCGACCGCGUCUCGGGCUUUUUGCAGCGCGGCAAGGCCCAGGGCACGCUGCUGGUCGGCGGCAGCGUCCUCGACGGCAAGGGCUACUACGUGCAGCCGACGGUGUUUGAGAACGUCGGCGACGACGCCGAGAUUUUGCGCAGCGAGAUCUUCGGCCCCGUCGCCGUGCUCAACAAGUUCACGACCGAGGAGGAGAUUGUCGCCAAGGCCAACGACACCAACUACGGCCUGAUGGCCGGCGUCUUUACGCAGGACAUCAACCGCGCCAUGCGCCUGUCGGCCGAGAUCGACAGCGGCAUGGUCGGCGUCAACUGCGUGUCCAUGUGCUUCCUGAACGCGCCGUUUGGCGGCACCAAGGAGAGCGGCGUCGGCCGCGAGAACGCCAUCAAUGCCCUGCGCAUGUUCACCGACACCAAGACGGUGUUUGUCAACCUGACUUACUAA
This is a messenger RNA of Sporothrix brasiliensis 5110, 1509 nucleotides long. RefSeq names its product aldehyde dehydrogenase (NAD+). The record is from RefSeq and is a predicted model, not a curated record. The transcript has a single exon. NCBI's taxonomy places the organism in Eukaryota, Fungi, Ascomycota, Sordariomycetes, Ophiostomatales, Ophiostomataceae. Gene Ontology annotation, molecular function: aldehyde dehydrogenase (NAD+) activity. Bases 1 to 1509 code for a protein of 502 amino acids.